GCGAGCCGGAGAGAGAGAGGCAGGGGACGAGCUCUGCACCGGCUCCACCGACACACUCAGAGUGUGAGAGGGAGAGAGAGAGAGUGUGUGUGUGUAUGUGUGUGUGUGUGUGCAGCAGAGAGCGAGAGAGGCAGAGAGACAUACACACUGACUGAGGGGACAGAAGAGACACAAACGCUUGAGCAGAUUAUUCCUCUUAAGUUUUGUUUUCAUUUGAAGAAGAGGACAGUAAGAGAGAAUAUUUGACAGACAGGUGAAUCAGACAGACAGGUAAAACCAGGUGACCCUCCUCUACACUCUCCUCUAAUGAUGGACGACUACAAUCUCCCCUUCUGGAUCUACACCGGGGUCCUGACGGUGUUCAUCUGUGGGGCCAUGAAGAAGAUUUUGGCGUCCCACCUGAGCGCCACCCCCACCCUGGUGGCCUGGCUGGGGGCCACCGUGCUGGUGGAGCGUUUGUGGGCGUUUUGCCUGCCGGCCGUGCUGCUGAUGGCGCUGCUCGUCCUCGCCUGCUGCAUUUACUUUGCCACCAGGACCGGCUCUCCGCCCGCCACACUACCAGCCCACGGCAAAGCUGUACUCAUCACAGGUUGUGAUUCUGGUUUUGGGAACGCGACUGCAAAGUGUCUGGACGCUCUGGGCUUCGAGGUGUUUGCGACGGUGCUGGACCUGUCAGGAGACGGAGCCAGAGAGCUGCAGAGGACCUGCUCCCCACACCUCACCCUCCUCCAGGUGGACAUCACCCAGCCGCAGCAGGUCCAACAGGCGCUGCUCGACACCAAAGCCAAACUGGGCCUCAAAGGUCUGUGGGGUCUGGUGAACAACGCCGGCGUGUGUGUAAACUUCGGAGACGCCGAGCUGUCCCUGAUGUCCAACUUCCGCGGCUGCAUGGAGGUCAACUUCUUCGGCACCCUGAGCGUCACCAAGAGCUUCCUGCCGCUGCUGAGACACGCCAGAGGUCGCAUCGUCACCAUCUCCAGCCCUGCCGGUGACCAGCCGUUCCCCUGCCUGGCCGCCUACGGAGCCUCUAAAGCAGCUCUUAACCUCCUCACCAACACUCUGCGACACGAGCUCGAGCCCUGGGGGGUCCAAGUGUCCACCAUCCUGCCCUCCGCAUACAAGACCGGUCAGUCCAGUAACCACGCCUACUGGGAGCAGCAGCACAAACAGCUCCUGCAGGGAAUGUCUCCGGCGCUGCUGGAGGAGUACGGCGAGGACUACGUGACCGAGACCAAGGAGCUGUUCCAGAGCCACGCCAGCCAGUCCAACCCCGACCUCAGCCCCGUCGUCGACACCAUCGUCCAGGCGCUGCUGUCGCCGCAGCCGCAGGCGAGUUACUACGCGGGGCCCGGCAUCGGCCUCAUGUACUUCAUCUACAGCUACUGCCCCUUCAGCAUCAGCAACCGCUUCCUCCAGAACCUGUUUGUGAAGAAGAAGGUGAUGCCGCGUGCUCUGAGGAAGCAGUCGGGCUACAACCUGAACCUCAGCCUCCACAACAACAACAACAACAACGAGGAGAAGCUAAAAUAACUGUGAGACUGUAGAAACCUCCUGCAGCCAUAGAGGACCACUUCUGUAUCGCACUCAUAGAGCUGUUUCCUUUUUUUUUUUUGUAUUUCAAACUGUUGAAGGGAUCAUAGUGAUGCACCAAAAUGGUUUCUGAUUGUUUCUGGCCUGGCCUCAAAACGCCCCUGGAGAGGUCAGGAAUGGAGAGCAAGGACACACCUGCAGGGUCGUUGGGUGGGGUGGGGGGGGGGGGGGUGGAGGUGUUCUGGUAGAGGUAGCGGUAGCUGUGCAGCUGCAGUUGGAGCAGCGAGAUGAACUGUACUGUACACACACACCGAGAGUCGCUCUGACUUCAUGUGCCUUCAUCACAGCAACACACAAGAUGGAAAAGGGGGGGGGGACAUACAAGUCUGAAUCGAGCACUACAGCAGCUUGUUUUAAACAGGUUGAACUUAAAUUGAAUGAAAAACUGCCAAAAAUGUGGAUGCAGGCCAAUUCCAGGGGCUGCAGAUAAAUCAAACUGGGUCUUUUUAUCAUCAGUAUGUCCUCCUGCUAACUUUAGAUUCUGGUCCUGAAUGCUCUGGAUUUGUUUGGACCAGAGAAGGUAGGCGGUUUUAAGGCGACCCCACACGGCCGUUUUGGAUGCCCCUCGGUUUGCCAGAUAUGAGACCAGUUAUCAGGUCAAUCCAACAGGUGUUGCAGCGAUGGAAGCGGGCAAGAGAAGUGGUUCAGAUAGAAGUGAUUGUACCUGACCUAAAAAGCCUCUGCAUGUUUCUAAUAAGCUCCACGAGCAGAAACGUGUUCAAACUAGGAUCAAUAUUGGACAUGCUUUUUGAAAAAUGGAGAGAAGUUAGAACACAGAAAGGUUUACAGACCGAUGCAGAGCUGGAUAAACACUGAAGCUUCAGUGUCCACCACAUGGCAACCUGUGUGAGUAUCGACUCUAGAGAGGAGGGGGCGGGGGGAGACAGCUCUCUACAAUGUUUAGAAUUUGGACUGCAGUAUCCGUUUUAAACACUAGGUGUCAGAGUUACAUGCUGCUCCUUUAAAUUCUUAGGUAAUAAACAACAAGAGGAUGGUUGAUUUUUUUCUCUAAAGCAACAAAACUCUGACUCCACUCGUGUGGUACAUCAGGAGCCUUUAAACAUACCCACUCAAUAAGACAAGCUGCUGUAGUGACACCUCCGAUCAUCAGCCCACAUAUUGAUAACUCUCUGUUUGAAAGUUAUCCAUGUUGAAAUGGAAGAAUAUAUCUCCACCUGUAAUCUGAGUCUGUGCACCUUUUCACCGAUACUUCUGCAUUCAAGCAGCAGAAACACUGACACUGAAUCCUCCAGACUAAAGCCCUUUUCAGACUGCUGCGAUAUUUACGACAUCUCACCUUCAAUCUAAAUGUCACAGGGGUGUAAUGGGGAGCGAUCCCCCCUCUGUACCAUUUUCAGAACUAGUAAGAGAGGCGUUUCAAAGGCGAGGCGGUUUCAGGGGAGCGCAGCGGUGUGUGUGUGUGUGUGUGUGUGUGUGUGUGUGUGUGUGUGUGUGUGUGUGUGCGCGUGCAUGUCUGACUGUGUGUGUAUGUGGAGUUCCCACUGGUCCGUAUUUCAUGGCUGAGUUCAGUUAUUGGACUUUUGCAACAAAAAAAGCAGUCUGAAAAGGGCUAAAGACACAAAAUCAAGCUGAUGUUUCCUUUUAGUGAUUCACACAAAACAAAAGUAACUUUAUUGCAGAAUCUUCAGACCCAGACACAAGUUUGCAUAUCAGUUCGGGCGUGUGGCCUUCAAAAUAAAAGCACAAACACUUUAAUGGAUCUAGAUUUUAAAACUUAAUUUCAUUGCUCUAUAACAGCAUUUUAACAUGGUCAGAUUUGGACUGAUUUUCAUGAUAGAUCAGAUACUUCCGCAUAUUUAUCAGAAAAUAAAACUAAAUAAGUGUGCUUUAAUUAAAAUGUCGAACAAACAACGUUUUCUUCUCAGAAACAUCACUUAUUCUCCCAGCAGGAGGUGUAUGAAUUUUCUUUCUCCACAAAUAAUUUAAUUUUGAUUUGAUGAGUUCAAACCACAGACCAGUUUAUCCAUUCAGACACUGAGUGUAUCUCCACAUCGAGGCUCUUUGAACAUAACAUCAUCUUUGUGUUUUUUCAUCAUUAAAUAUGUGAACAUUUUAAAACACCGUCCUUAUUCCAAAUGAAACAGGUCUUGUAUUGCGGUGCGGAUGGGAGUGUGAGAGAGGGAAUGUUUUUGAUAAACAGCUCUGGAAAAAAUUAAGAGACCACUGCAAAAUUAUCUGUUUCUCUGAUUUUACUAUUUGUAGGUAUGUGUUUGAGUAAAAUGAACAGUUUUGUUUUAUUCUAUCAACUACUGACAACAUUUCUCCCAAAUUCCAAAUAAAAAUAUUGUUAUUUAGAGCAUUUAUUUGCAGAAAAUGCCAAAUGGUCAAAAUAACAAAAGCUGCAGUGUUUUCAGACCUUAAAUAAUGCCAAGAAAACAAGUUCAUAUUCAUUUAUACACAACACAAUACUAAUGUUUUAACUGUGGAAGAGUUCAGAAAUCAAUAUUUGGUGGAAUAACCCUGAUUGUCAAUCACAGCUUUCAUUGGCAUGCUCUGCAGCAGUCUUUCAAAUUGCUGUUGGGUGACUUUAUGCCCCUCCUGGCGCAAAAAUUCAAGCAGCUCAGCUUUGUUUGAUGGCUUGUGACCAUCCAUCUUCCUCUUGAUCACAUCCCAGAGGUUUUCAAUGGGGUUCAGGUCUGGAGAUUGGGCUGGCCAUGACAGGGUCAUGAUCUGGUGGUCCUUCACCCACACCUUGAUUGACUUAGCUGUGUGGCAUGGAACAUUGUCCUGCUGGAAAAAACAAUCCUCAGAGUUGGGGAACAUUGUCAGAGCAGAAGGAAGCAAGUUUUUCUUUCAGGACAACCUUGUACGUGGCUUGAUUCAUGCGCCCUACGCAAAGACGAAUCUGCCCGAUUCCAGCCCUGCUGAAGCAAUCCCAGACCGUCACCGAUCCUCCACCAAAUUUCACAGUGGGUGCGAUACACUGUGGCUUGUAGGCCUCUCCAAGUCUCCGUCUAACCAUUACAUGACCAGGUGUUGGGCAAAGCUGAAAAUUGGACUCAUCAGAGAAGAUGACCUUACUCCAGUCCUCUAUGGUCCAAUCAUUAUCGUCUUUUGCCAAACCUCAGCCUGGCUCUUCUUUGCUUCUCAUUGAUGAAGGGCUUUAUUCUAGCUUUACACGACUUGAGCCUUGCCCCUAGGAGCCUGUUUCUAAAUGUUCUCACCAUGCACCUCACCCCAGCUGCCAUUUGGCAUUUUUUUUGUAGGUCACUUGAUGUCAUCCUACUGUUUCUGAGUGACAUUCAAAUGAGUUGACGGUCAUUCCGUUCAGUGGAGAGCUGUUUUCGCCCUCUGCCGGUCUGUAGCUUUGUUGUCCCCAAUGUCUGCUGCUUGACCUUGUUCUUAUGAACAACUGUCUUGGAAAUUUUAAGGAUGGAAGCAAGCUGAUGCUCACUGUAACCCUCUGCCAGUAAAACCAUAAUUGAACCCUUCUUUUCCUCACUCAAAACUUUUAUUUUCAACUCUUGGAAUGGUCAAUAAUUAUCUUUUUACUCCAAUUACUUUUGAGGUACUACUAGCACUGUUUUUGCCAUCCAGCUGGUCCUAUUGCAAGAGGAUAGUGAUGACCACAGCAGUGGUUUUUAUACUUUUCCUCUUUUAAUAAGAUUUGGAAUCAGGUGAUCACCUAAACAGUUCCUCAUUAAGUAGAAUGAGGUGUGCUUGUGUUGGAAUUCAACAGACACUGGAAUGGAAUGGCUUUCAUACAUGUAGAGAUGCUGAUUUCAGAAAAAAUUGCAGUGGUCUCUUAAUUUUUUCCAGAGCUGUAUAUACAGUAUAUAUUUGCACUUCUAUGUUCUUUGAGUGUGUUGUUCUCUGUGGGAAACCGUCCGUCUCUCAGCAGACCCUCAAACAUUUAUUUUUAUUUUCAGCCCACUUUUUGUUUUUUUGGAAUCAAACUAUUUAUGACUCAUUUCUCUUUUAUCAGCACUUAAACUGUGAAUUUUGUAUUUAAAGACGUUUUUUUUUAAAACAACAAAAAAAUAUGAUGUAAAAUGUUCUUUUGGUUCAUUCUUUGAUAGAAAAUAAAGUUGACUUUUUCAGA
Molecule: messenger RNA, 5653 nt
Organism: Labrus mixtus (cuckoo wrasse)
Lineage: Eukaryota; Metazoa; Chordata; Actinopteri; Labriformes; Labridae
Gene: hsd11b2
Product: hydroxysteroid (11-beta) dehydrogenase 2
Exons: 5
Coding region: 307-1530 (407 amino acids)
Molecular function (GO): oxidoreductase activity
Source: RefSeq, a predicted model, not a curated record